This is a messenger RNA of Physella acuta, 1020 nucleotides long. RefSeq names its product arsenite methyltransferase-like. The record is from RefSeq and is a predicted model, not a curated record. Gene Ontology annotation, molecular function: methyltransferase activity. Lineage: Eukaryota; Metazoa; Mollusca; Gastropoda; Physidae.
AUGAGCCGGAACAAGUCUCAGCAACUAGUACAGGAGAUGUACAAGAACUUAAUUGAGAACAUGGCUAUGGACGCGAGAUUAAAUGAUGAGUUUAUGCCGCCCUACGCUGCUGAGAUCCUGGCAAAGAUCAGUCCACGCUCUAGGAAAACGUAUGAUGGUUCAGCUAUUUUCAUCCCCGAUGCCAUCGAGGGCGCCCGUGUGCUGGACAUUGGCUGUGGAGGUGGAAGUCUGUCUUUUGUUUUGUCCAAGCUCGUUGGUCCAGCUGGAUACGUUGUUGGAGUUGACCUGUCUGAAAAAUUCAUCCAACUGUGCCAAGAAGAGACAGCCUACCACAUGCAAGAAUGGGGCUACAGUAAACCCAACUGUGAGUUUAUAUGCUCGGAUGUCGAGAGGUUAUUGGACCUUCAACUUGAGCCAUUUGAUGAAGGUGGAGAAUUCUACAACAGUGAUAUCUUCUCUGAUGUUGAACAAUGUGAAGAGGUCAAAGCGACUCCACUUUUUUGUUGCUAUGGACUCAGUGGUGCCAUGGUGUGGUCUGAGCUGAAAGAGUUGACAGGACAGUUUGGGUUCUCAGACCCUUACCUGUUGUACGCCGCUGACACCUUCCAAUUUGGCACCGAGAAAAACAAGCAGGAUCUAAGGGGAGUCAACUAUGUGUGUGCUGUGUAUAGACUUGUUAAAUUGGUGCCUAAAACUACUGGUCCAGCCGCCAUUGUGAUCUACAAUGGUAAAUACGAGAACAACAAGGACUUUUUCAAAUGGGAUGUUGAUCUGACGUUCAAGAAAGAUGUCCCUAUAAAAAUAGAUGGGUAUUUUGCUAGUAUCUUGGCUAAAACAAAAUACGCCAAAUUUUUUGCAAUAGAAAAAUGUAUAAAUCAUGUCACUUUAAAAAGGAACCAGAAUCCUUUCAAUUAUCUGAAAAAACUACGUGAAGGUGGUUCAGCAUAUCCGACACCAAUUUUUCCUAUGGAUGAACACCACAACAAGUUGUAUGAAGAUUCCAUUAAAAACAUUAUUUAG